Molecule: messenger RNA, 2167 nt
Organism: Echinops telfairi (small Madagascar hedgehog)
Lineage: Eukaryota; Metazoa; Chordata; Mammalia; Afrosoricida; Tenrecidae
Gene: OLR1
Product: oxidized low density lipoprotein receptor 1
Exons: 6
Coding region: 35-877 (280 amino acids)
Biological process (GO): leukocyte cell-cell adhesion; lipoprotein metabolic process; inflammatory response
Cellular component (GO): plasma membrane; signaling receptor complex
Molecular function (GO): low-density lipoprotein particle receptor activity
Source: RefSeq, a predicted model, not a curated record
AGUCCUGGGACAGCUUCACUCUCUCCACGUUGGCAUGAGUUUGGAAAUGAAUUGUGACGAUCUCAAAGUCAAGACGAUGAAGGACCAGCCUGAGCAGAAGCUAAAUGCAAGGAAAGCAAGAGGCCCUCCUUUUCUUUCUUCGCCAUGGUGGUGCCUCACAACGGUGACUCUCGGGAUCCUUUGCCUGGGAUUACUGGUGACUCUCAUAAUUCAGAAAAUGCAAUUAUCCCAGGUAUCUGAUCUUCUAAAGCAACAGCAAGAAAACAUUACUCACCAGGAAAAUAUACUGGAGGGACAGAUGUUAGCUCAGCAGCAAGCAGAAGAAGCAUCCCAGGAAUCACAAAAGGAACUCAAAGAUAUCAUAAAAGUUCUUGCUGACAAACUGGAUGAAAAGUCCAUGAAGCUGACAGAAGUUCAAAAUCUGAAUCUGAAUCUCCAAGAAGCUUUGAAGAGAGCAGCAAAUUUCUCAGGUCCUUGUCCAGAAUACUGGCUCUGGCAUGGAGAAAAUUGCUACUUAUUGUCCUCUAGCACCUUUAACUGGGAAAAGAGCAAAGAGAAUUGCUUGUCUUUGAAUGCCCAUUUGCUGAAAAUUAAUAACACAAGUGAUCUGGAAUUUAUCCAGAAAGCCAGCGCUCAUUCCAGUUUCCCAUUCUGGAUGGGGUUGUCUCACAAGAAACCCAGCAACUCGUGGUCAUGGGAGGAUGGCUCCCCUUGGAUGCCUGGUGUGUUUAGACUCCAGGGCGCUGUGUCCAAGACGUACUCAGCAGGCACCUGUGCGUACAUCCAACGGGGCAUUGUUUACGCUGACAACUGCAUUUUAGUUGCAUUCAGUGUAUGUCAGAAGAAGGCCAAUCUACUGAGAGUACUUUCAACUUGAAGACGCUGAAGGGAGAGAAGGUCUUCAAAUGCUAUUACAGAAAUGAAGCUAUCCCUCAUCAUUUAGGUGCAAACCCUGAGCGUGCUGAGCCCAGGGUCCUGCUAGUAGCUCGUUGCAGGAUUCAUUAGCAGAGACUUAGGUUCCAACUGCCUGUCACUUUCAUAUCAAAAGUUUGUUAACUUGUUUCAAGCUACCCUGCCCGUCUGCAAUCCCCCGUCUCUUUUCUGUGUUUAUGUCCUUCCGUUAUCCUCUGCACCCACUCUUCACUACCUCAGUGCCACCCUCCUCCCCCGCCUAGAAGUGCACGGAGGAUGGCACAGUGAGAACUUGCCCAACGGCACACAGAGGGAAGGGAAAGAGGAAAUAUGUGUGGGCAAGAGAGUACAUGAAGAAAUGGAAGAGAGGAAAGGCCACACUGAAAUAAAGAAACCCAUGUUAUUAAAUUUCAAAGCCACCGCCCAGAGGUCUUUCUAGUGCAAUGUAAUGGCCAGAUUUACUGUUUACACACAUGACCAUACUCACAGCACCUGCAAAGUUUAGGGGGGGGCAGGCAAUUAGACAAGUAAACCUAGCAUUUUUGGUUGUAUUUUUAGGACACAACUAGAUAAAUGAGUCGACAGCCCACUAUCAUUUCCUGAAUCAGUUAUUCGUUCUUAAUUUUUUCCUCUACCAAAUAAAAUCAGCUUGGAGUUCGUAUAACCUCUCAGAAAAGCAUUUGCAUUAUCUUUCAGAAUCAUGAUCCUGAUGCAAGAAUUAAAACCAAAACAACAACAUAUAUAUUUUUUUCUUUUUCCUGAAAGUACACACUCCUUGUAGCAGAGUUCUUGUCAACUCUUGUUAAGUGCUACUACAAUUCACAGCAGUAGAACAAAGAAUAAAGACACUCAUUUCUAGGAUAAACUGAGCCAGAUAGGAAGAUACCGCAGUACAGAAAACAAUGUAAUUAGAGUUCUCUCUCUUUUCCAUGUUUCCACGCCCUACCCAUCUCCCUUCACAGAAACGCUAAAUAGAGCCUUCCCCCUUUGCUGCACAUAUUCUAGCAGCCAUCUAGUAAAAAAAAAAAUAGCACCACCCCUAGGGAGGCAAGAGAUUUUUAAAAAUAACAUUUUCAUUGAUGUAUGAUUGACAUAUAUAAACCCUCUUGAAAUCAUUACCACAAUCCAGAUGGUAGCACCUUCAUCAGCCCCCAAAGUCUUAUCAUGUUCUUCCUCAACCUCUCCAGACAACCACCGAAGUGCAUUCUGUUUGCAUUUUGUAGAGAUGAAUAAAAAUGGAAUAAUACAAUAAGUA